Gekko japonicus is the source of this 1205-nucleotide messenger RNA. It is a transcript of the gene MRPS18A, whose product is annotated as mitochondrial ribosomal protein S18A. Gene Ontology annotation, molecular function: structural constituent of ribosome; small ribosomal subunit rRNA binding. Gene Ontology annotation, cellular component: ribosome; mitochondrial small ribosomal subunit. NCBI's taxonomy places the organism in Eukaryota, Metazoa, Chordata, Lepidosauria, Squamata, Gekkonidae. Bases 12 to 584 code for a protein of 190 amino acids. The record is from RefSeq and is a predicted model, not a curated record. Gene Ontology annotation, biological process: mitochondrial translation. The transcript is spliced from 6 exons.
GGCUGAGGGCUAUGAUGGCGGCUCAUCAGUCGCUCCUCUCUGGUUGGAGACGGCUGGUGACUGGGUUCUUGUGGGGCGGUUGGGCUAAGGCUCCAUCCCGCGGGCUUCGGCAGGUCGUAGAAACUACUGAAGGGAGCACCACUAUUAUUGAAGGCAAAGUUCUAGAAGAUGUGGAAGCCCCGGUUCCUCCAAAUCCUUCUGGUCAGUGUCCAAUUUGUCGCUGGAACCUGAAGCACAAGUACACAUAUGAGGAUGUCUUACUUUUAAGUCAAUUCAUACGGAGUGAUGGAUGUAUGCUGCCCCGGAGGAUCACAGGCCUUUGCUACAAAGAGCACAAGAAAAUCACUGUAUGUGUGCAAAUGGCUCAUCGGGCAGGUUUACUGCCAAAUCAUAAGCCUCCACUUCCAGAAGGAGUUCUUCCUAGAAAAAAACUCAACAGGUAUCUUACCCGGUUCUCUGACGUCUCCGUAAAGCCCAUCUGGAACAAAGGCCACAAGUGGUGCAAAGUCCCCAUGCCUAUAUCACACCCCAUACUCAAAGAUAACAUUUACUAUGGACGCAACCCUCCUCGUUUUAAUCACUAAGGUGAAGUGGCAUUUGUUUUAACUGAAACGUAACUGUCCAUGCUGCUUUUCCUCAGGUCCAUUUCAGGUAUUUUCAUUAGUGUUUUCUGCAUAGGGACUAGCUUGUGUAGCUUCCCUGUUGCAAGAAGGUCUGAUGGCUGUUGCUUUAGGAUAUGUUUUCUUCAUUUAAAUCCUUGUGAUGAACUCUAGUGUAGUGUGAUGUCUCUACCUUUAUAUUGUCCUGACAUUCAGAUUAAGAAAUAAUUUAUAAGUCACAAUUCAGCUGAAAUAGUUCAUCUUUCAUAAGCUUUUAAAUUUGUGACUGGUUCUGCAGUUUCUGUAGUGCCACUGGAAAGCUGGUACUGAAAUAUGGAUAAAAAUACACCAGUACAUGCUCACGGGAGGAAUGUUUGCAGCAAUCACAUACACAUUGUACAGCUUCAUCAGUCAUACAUUAUCCUUCAGCAAGUCCCCCUGCUCUUGAAUACAACAUAAUAGCCAAAUUCCUGUGCCAGAACAGACUGAUAAUUAAAUUGAUUUGUGUACUUCAUUGACUUGUAAGAUUUGGAUUUUUUCAUGGAUUGACUGAGAACAUUUUGCUGUGCUCUAGCUGCUGGACAAUAUGAGCCAGAGCACAAGGAA